Macrosteles quadrilineatus (aster leafhopper) is the source of this 2509-nucleotide messenger RNA. RefSeq names its product sodium-independent sulfate anion transporter-like. Gene Ontology annotation, biological process: transmembrane transport. The record is from RefSeq and is a predicted model, not a curated record. Lineage: Eukaryota; Metazoa; Arthropoda; Insecta; Hemiptera; Cicadellidae. The transcript is spliced from 16 exons. Gene Ontology annotation, cellular component: membrane. Gene Ontology annotation, molecular function: sulfate transmembrane transporter activity. Bases 119 to 2089 code for a protein of 656 amino acids.
CUGAACAGAUGCUGUCAGUAGCCAGCUGAUUAUUAGUUAUCAUAUCAGUAUUAGUGCCUACUAACAGUGCUUGUGCCCGGCAGAACCAUACACACAGCAUUGUUGAUAAGAGGCCAGCAUGACAGAGGGUGGAGGGGAAAAAGUAGACCACUCGACCAGCACAACCCCUACAUUUCAGCGCAAGUUUAUACAAAGGCAUGAACAGUCAGUUAGUGUCGGCAGUGAUGACUUCAUAUUGGUUGAAGACUUGGGACCUCAUCGGAAAAUCAGUGUUAAGGAAAAAGUGGACAACAUCAAACCAUGGGUGUCACAUAAGAUACAGAAGUCGAUGACAAAAAAGAAUCUGAAAAGGAGGUUCCCCAUCACUUGUUGGUUGCCCGGCUAUUCGUCCGAGGAUGCAGUGGGAGACUUGGUGGCAGGAGUCACUGUGGGCCUGACAGUAAUACCUCAGAGUCUGGCAUACUCCAACAUAGCCGGACUACCAGCUCAGCAUGGUCUCUAUGGCUCCUUCCUUGGCGCGUUUAUGUACAUAUUCCUCGGUAGCUGUAAAGACGUCCCCAUGGGUCCCACAGCCAUAUGUUCCUUACUGACGUACACAACGUUGAAAAAUCUCGGACCAGCAUAUGCUACAUUGCUGUGCUUUCUUUCCGGAGUUAUUCAACUGCUCAUGGGCAUUGCUGGGUUAGGUAUAAUCAUAGAUUUUAUUUCUGGACCGGUUUCAUCUGGAUUCACUUCAGCUGUUGCACUGCUUAUUUUAAUGUCUCAGGUGAAAGACAUUCUAGGAAUCAAAGCGGCUGGAUCAACGUUUGUGGAGAUGGCCAUAUCAAUAUACAAGGACAUUCACAAUACUAGGUUCUGGGAUACAUUUCUGGGUAUCAUCUGCAUAUUCUGCCUUCUUCUGUUGAGGCUUCUAAGUGACGUGAAAAUUGGACCAGACGAGUGGACCGGAGUUGCACGGACUCGCUACCAAAGAAUCUUCAAUAAGGUGGUAUGGAUGAUCGGUACUUCUAGAAAUUCGAUCCUUGUAAUAGUAGGAGGUAUUCUGGGGUUCUACCUUUACCAACCUGGUCUUCCAUUGAAAGAACAGGCAGUCUUACUAAUUGGUCAUAUUCCCCCAGGACUUCCUACCAUUGAGCCGCCUCCAUUCUCCGUAACAAAGGGUAACGUGACUUACGGUUUUGUCGACAUGGUCACCCAGAUGGGUCAAGGAGUUAUCGUCACUCCUUUAAUCGCUUUGCUAGAGAACAUUGCGAUCUGUAAGGCUUUUGCCAAUGGCAAGACUGUAGAUGCUACACAGGAGUUGAUAGCCGUUGGUCUCUGUAAUAUUGGAAACUCCUUCUGUCACAGCUUUCCCGGCUCCGGCUCUCUGUCCAGGAGUGCCGUCAACAACUCCAGUGGCGUUAGAACUCCUCUUGGAGGGCUCUACACCGGUAUCCUAGUGAUAGUUUCCCUGAUGUUUUGCACUCCCUACUUCUUCUUCAUCCCCAAGACAGUUCUUGCAGCAGUCAUCGUAGCAGCUGUGGUGUUCAUGGUUGAGGUCAGAGUAGUCAAGCCUAUCUACAGGUCAAAAAAGAGUGAUUUGAUUCCUGGCAUCGCCACUUUCAUAGCCUGCCUCGUGUUGAAGCUGGAGGUCGGAAUACUCAUUGGGAUUGGUCUCAACCUCAUCAGCAUUCUCUACCACGCAGCCCGGCCCAAGAUAUCCAUGGAGAUUAUGAAGAGUCGCGGAGGCGUCGAGUAUCUACUACUCACUCCUGACCGUUGUCUAAUCUUUCCCUCCGUGGACUAUGUGAGCAAUCUGGUGACAAAACACAGCAUCAAGCAAGGAAUCCCUGUGGUCAUCGACUGCUCUCAUAUCUAUGGAGCGGACUUCACUGCGGCCAAGGUAAUAGAAAUGUUGACCCAAGACUUUUCACGCAGAAGACAGCCAUUGUUCUUCUACAAUCUCAAACCAAGUGUUGUCGCAGUCUUUGAAGGCAUCAAACCUAAAGACUUUGUAGUCUAUUACAAUGAACAUCAACUGGACAACCUUCUUCUACAGCAUACAGCCAACCUGAGAAAAAUGGCAAACCUGAGGGACUUUAAAGCAUGACGAUAGAAUUUUUGAAAUUCAACGUGUGCAUCCUAGCAACUUCCCUCUGAAGAAAAAGAAGAAUAUUAGUAUCAGAUCAAAAUCAUGUUUUAAACAGUUUCGUGGAUUAGAAAUAUCUUAUAUAUAAUAAAACCAAUUUGCACCUACUAGGAAAACUGUCGGUGCAUGACAACUUGCAAUAUUUUCCUACAUUUUAGAAAGCCAGUCAUAGCAAUCAAUUAAGCAAGUACUUUAAAAAUUUAUAGUUUACAUAAAAUGUUAAACUAAUCGGUACAAACCAAAUAUUUUCUCAAGCUGAUUAAAAUCUGAGUGAAACAUAAAAGUAAGUUUUGAUUCAAUUUUGAAUAAUCAUAUCAAUUAAAAUUGAAUUCAAAAUUCAAGCCUUACGUUAAGAUAAAGAUAGAAUAGAUAAAAGACCCU